UCCGCGCGGUCCCCGCUUCACAGCUCGGCCCUCGGCUGCGCUCGGCUCCCGCAGGCGCUCGGCCCCUCGCCCCUCGGCGUCCGCCCCGCCGGCCGGACAGGGAAAAGCCCAUGGCUGGGCCUGCCACCCAUGUUGCUGCCCCCAUGCUGUUCCUCGCCCUCCUGCUGCUUCUGGAGCUGAGCCUGGCCAGCUCCCUGGGACCUGGAAGCUCUGCUCAGAACCUUCCCGAGAAUCACAUCGACCUCCCAGGCCCAGCACUGUGGACGCUCCAGGCCAGCCACCACCGCCGGCGGGGCCUGGGCAGGAAGGAGCGGGGCCCAGGCAUGCCUGGCCGGGCCCUGGAUGGAGCUGUGGUCACCGCCACCAGACAGGCCUCCAGGCUGCCAGAGGCAGGGGGGCCACUGCCUGGACAGAGCCCUGCAGGCCUGCUGCAGAGCCAAGAUCUGCUGGCAGGGCUGAUGCUGCCAUACCCUGAAAAGGAGAGCCGGUCUCCAGGGUCAGAGAGGGUGAAGAAACGUGGCAGGGAGCACAAGAGACGGAAGGAGAGGUUGAAACUGCACCGAGGCCGAGCCUUGGUCAGAGGUCCCAGCUCCCUGAUGAAGAAGGCGGAGUUGUCAGCAGACCAGGCUCCAGAUGCCAACACAGAGGACUCCUCUACCAGCCUGGCUCCCACCCUACUCUACCUAAGCACCUAUGAGGCAGCACCUGCCACAGAAGAAUCCCUGAUCCUGCCUGUCACAUCUCUUUGGCCCCAGGCUCAGCCCAGGCCUGACGGCGAGGUGAUGCCCACACUGGACAUGGCCUUGUUUGACUGGACCGAUUAUGAAGACUUAAAGCCUGCGGUCUGGCCCUCUGCGAAGAAGAGAGAGAAGCAGCGGGGUAAGCUCUCCAGUGAUGGGAACGAAACAUCACCAGCUGAAGGGGAGCCUUGCGACCAUCACCAGGACUGCCUGCCAGGGACCUGCUGCGACCUCCGGGAGCACCUGUGCACGCCCCACAACCGAGGCCUGAACAACAAAUGCUUUGAUGACUGCAUGUGCGCGGAAGGGCUCCGCUGCUAUGCCAAAUUCCACCGGAACCGCAGGGUAACACGGAGAAAGGGGCGCUGCGUGGAGCCGGAAACUGCCAACGGCGACCAGGGAUCUUUCAUCAACGUCUAGCAGCCCGCUUGCGCCAGGCGCCUCCCCACCCGCCUGGCGACUGAGCGCGGAAGUACUCGGGCAUUUGUUUAGAACUAGCGGUGGCAGAUUAAAUUGCGGGACCGGAUGACUGAGGCUGGAGCUCAGGCCCAGGACACUCAGCCCCCAGAGGCCGCCGAGCAGCAUCACACCUGCCCCCACAGGGUGCAUGGGAAACCCACAUCUCCUGCGCAUCCCGGAAUCCGGGUUCUCCGCGAUGGCAAUGUCGAGAGUGUCCUCUACUGUCCAAUAGCAGUACUGCAACAGCGUCAAGUAUAAAAAGGAAGCGGUUUCUGAGCUGGAAAAGAGUGAAAACUCCCUGAGAGAUAGGGAACCCUGAGGGCGGGAGAUGAGUACGGAACACCUCCUAUGUACCAGGCACUGUGCUAAACGUGGGGCAUGCGUUAUCGCCUUUAUCACAUGACCUUUUAAAAGUAGGCGUAAUCACCAUUUUACAGGUCAGGAAAGGGAGGCGGGGUUAUGACUUGUCCAGGGUCUCAGAUCAGUGCUCCUCAAGAAUCCCCGGGGGAUCUGGUGAAAAUGCAGAUUCCAACUCGGUCGAUUCUGCAUUUCCCACAAGCAUGUUCAGGCUGCUGGACCAGGGGCUCCCUGAGAGGACCAGGUCCUAGGCAGUCAGGGGUGGAACUGGCAUCUGAACCUGGGCCCCUCAAGCUCCGAGGCCCCCAUCUAUCCUCCUCCACAGCUCAGCACACAUUCCAGGUUCUCCGUGGCUUUCGAUGAGAGAAACUCGUAUUCCCUGGGAGUCCCUUUUCCUGUGGUGAAACAGAAUCUCUGUUCUCUUCCUUCCUGGGCAAAGGUGUAUCAUUUUUAAAACAACACAAAGUGUACAUGAAGCACCUGUUUGCUUGUAAGGCAUGACUUGGGCAGACCGGCCCCUGCCCUCUGGGAGUUUCUGAGACAUGAAAUGUUUGGGGGAAAAAUGGUAAUGACGUUCCUUUUUUCUGUGGCUCUGCUCACCUCGUCCUGGGACAUGCCCCUUGGAGCUGCCUGGCAGCUGCCACCUCAGGGGUUCUUAGACUUUUGGAGUGCAUGUCCUUUGAGAAUCUAAUGCAAACAUGGACUCAAAAAAUACACACACUGGAGUUCCCGCUGUGGCUCAGCGGGUUAAGAAACCGACCAGUAUCCAUGAGGAUGUGGGUUCAAUCCCUGGCCUCGCUUAAUGGGUUAAAGGAUCUGGCAUUGCCAUGGGCUGUGGUAUAGGUUGCAGACAUGGCUUGGAUCUGGUGUUGCUGUGGCUGUGGCAUCGGCUGGCAACUGCAGAUCCACUUUGACUCCUAGCCCAGGAACUUCUAUGUGCUGUAGGUGCAGCCAUAUAAAAUGCACACACACACACACACACACACAUUCACAUCCCCCAUGUGCACCCACUUUGCAUUCACCUCAGUGGUUCCCAGGCCUCCCGGAGACCAUCCCAGAACCCCCAGCCUACACUUCUGCCAGCAGAGCCCAGUGAGAACUUGGGGUACCUCUGAGAUGCUUUCUGAAGCUAACCGCCCCCACAGGUCAGACCCUGAUGCCCACCUGGAGCAUCUCUCCCAGCAGAUGUGGCUCCAGGGGCCACCUCAGGGAAAGCCACUUAAAUCCCACACCCCCACCCCCACCCCUGGCAUCACACUUCUGGCCAACCCUCAGGUCCAGGGCAACCCAGGUUGCAAGCCUUCACCAUCCAGAUUCCUCGUGGGUCUGGACACUUGCCAGAGGGACCACGCCCGCAGGAUGCCAGGGCUGUUUACUCCGCUGGGAAAUCAGUCAGGGUCAAGGGUCCAGCACCAAGGAAAGCAGACAGAUCUAGAAGAAACCAAAUACGCUGGCUCUUUUCUCCCUAUUCAAGUUUCAAGGGCCUGGGAAUCUAUCUUGGGGAGAGGAGGACCGAAAGAGAUCAAAGCCGGCUAUUUGCAAAUUGAAUCCACUAGGAGUUUUGUCUGUUUGAGACUAGACAAGGCCCACACUGUGUGUCUCAGAUGGGGUGGCUGAUUCGAGACCCUGAUUGAACCCCAGGGAACCCAAGAUUGCUUUUGCCUGAAGGGGCAGCGGUUAGGAUGGCCUUGGGCCAUCACUGAUGGAAAACGCAGAAGUUCAGGUCAAAUCCGAAAGCCCCAAGAACUCUCACUGCCUCCCAGGGGGGUUCCAGGGCUAGAAAUUCAGGGCCUUUUUGCCCUAGCUACUUCCAGUUUGCAUUUGCAAAGGCUCAGUGGGUGGAAUCCUCUUAACAGAGUUAGGGAUAAAAGCCCUUUUCAUGUUGUUAACUUCUCUGCCAGGAAGUUCUUCCUUAGGUCUAUCUUAAAUUUCUUUUGCUAGUACAGAAGCCAAUGUCCCCUAAUCCAGGAUUGGACAAACUUUUUCCAUAAAGGCCCAGAGAAGUAUUUUAGGCUGUGUUCCAAUGAAAUUGUUUAGGGACACAGAAUUUUCACCUGUCACAGAUGAUUUUUUUCUUUUUUUCUUUUUUGGCCUCCUGGUGGCAUAUAGAGUUCCGAGUCACCGUUGUGACCCGAGCCAAAGCUGCGACCACACCAGAUCCUUAACCCACGGUGUCAGGCCGGGGAUCAAACCUGCGUCCCAGCGCUCCUGAGGCACAGCUGAUCCCAGUUGUGCCACAGCGGGAAUUCCCAGGUGAUUAUUCUUUUGAUUUUCUAAAACGCAUUUUAAAAUGUGAAAACCUCUCUUCACUUGCAGACUACAUAAAAACAGGCAGUGGGUUGGACCUUGGCUGCACAUUAGAAUGAUCUGGGGAACUGUGGGGAAGAUUCUGGUUUAACUGGCCCAGGUGGUGUCUGGGCAUUUGCAAAGCAUCCUGGCGACUGACCUGCACUGGGCCUGAGCCCCCUGCCCUGCGUGGAAGGGCAGCUGCUGGCCUCCACUAUGGCUCGCCAUCUUGGUGACCUUAGGAAACUCAGUUAAGGUCUCUGUGCCUUGAUUUCUUUAUCUGUAAAAUGGGGAUAAUAACUCACCCUUCCCAGGGGCGUUGUAAGAUGUAAAUGCAAAAUCCUUGCGACAUGCUUAGAACAGUGCCCGGCACAUAGCAAGCCCUCCGUGUGAACUAAUUUAUUUUCUAGGAUGGUUUUAGUAGGUAUUCUGGAUUUUUUUUUUUUUUUUUUUUUUUGGCAAUGAUUCAUCACAUACUCAGAGAUCAUUUUUAAAGCCACCAUUCAGGCUCCUUCCCUAACGUGUGUCCCCUGGAACCCUGGGGGCGUGAGAUGCUCCAUUGGAAAAGAAGGGAUGGGGUUCGUGGUCAAAGAGGUUUGGAAAACUGCUCUGGACUCAGCCCGAGGCAGCAUGUACAGAUCCUGGCCACCGAGGCAGAGUUGCAGGUGUCAGUGGCUUUGCAAUAACAGGAUCAUGAGUUUCUAGAGAUACCCACCCCCCGGGGUGGGGGUAGGGGGCAAGCUACGCAGGAAGCCAAGUGGAAACCAAUAGCUGCUGAGCUGGUCGCCGGUGUCCCCUGCAUUCCUCCUGCGGGAACCUUCCAGCCGUUCCCCAGAGGUACCCAGCGUUCCCACAGGGCUGCCUGGCCGUGAUUUGUCUGGCGAUGCCAGGAGUGGCUCCUGAGCCUGCUGGGAAUGGCCAAAGGGUCUGAAGACAUGAGAGCCACGCCGCGUGGGAAAGUGACAGCUGCACCUGCCCCUUAAGGAGUCAUCCAGCCACAAGUCACCUCCCAAAGCCACCACUGAGAGAGCCACAGGUGGAUCCUUACUGCAAGCCAUAGUCAAGCCGUCCAAUAACAGCUUAUGUCGAGAUGGUGGACUUCAGCUCCAGGCAAUGGGGUUCACUUUGCCGCUGGAGAGAGACAGUGACCACGCCUGUAACCUGCAAGGAACAUGUUUCUAAAACAACAGAACAACAGGGGGAAAAAAGGGGUGCUGGGAGGGACAGAGGGAGGGGCCCAAAGAGCAAACAGACCACUGAUGUUCCCCAUUGGGGGUGUCAUGGAGUUGAAAGGGGCACCACGGCCUCCGUGAUGACCUUCACUGCCACGGGAGACAGGAGGGCGUGUGCUGGGGAGGGGUCGGCAGGACCAGGGGCUUCCAUUGCAGGGAGUGUAUUUUCAGAAUUCUCAUCAGGACAGAAGGGCUGAUAGAGCAUCGGCUGCCUCUUCUGGAUGCAAGAGGCUGUCUAGUCCCUCCGACCUCGCCCUGUGGUCCAGGACCAGCAGCGGCCCAUCACCUGGGAGCUUGGCCGAAAUGUGGGAUCCCCCUGCUGAACCAGAGUCUCCGGAGGUGGGUUUUCGCAAGUUCUCCAGGCCGUCCUUGUGCUCGUGUCUGGGAUGCAGAAGGGGAGACAGGACAGUCGGACGGUCAGGGACAUGUAGAUAUGCCUCGGGAGGCAUCUGCGUUCAGAUGCGAGUUGGCAAAUCUGAGAUCCGGUUUGCCUCGUUAAGAGCCAGUACUGGCAAACUUGCAGGCUCAGAGGCCCUGCCUCCUGGGCUGGAACUGGCCUUUAUUUUUCAAAAUUGUUUUUCCUUUUCAGAUUCUUUUCCCAUAUAGACUAUCACAGAAUACUGAGUCCCCUGUGCUCUGCAGCAGGUCCCCUGGGCCAGGCCUUUAGUUUUAGAGGAAACCACGCGGAGCACCUGGGCCUGAGGCCUCUGUCACUGGGUUGUCUGACUCUUAGGAACUUCCCUGGGGGGGGGCUGCAGUUCCUCUUUAAGGUUUGGGGGCAGCAGGGGAGGGGGGAGGGCUACGCCCUUGUAGUCCUGUGAUGGCGGGUUGCAUGCGCUCUCUGGAGCUGUAAAUAAAGACACCAUGGUUAAGAAGCUGCCGUGUUCUCUCUCUCUGACAGGCCAGGAGGUGGUCUGUCUGUGUGGGCAGUGAGCACACACAGGGCGUUUGGGGGGGUGUCUCAAAGGCUGGUAUUUCUCCAGCUCCUUAUUCAUCCGCUCCACCUCUUCCACUGAGUGUUUGCUCUGAGCUAAGCAGUCACCAGGCAGACAGAGUCUCUGCCCCCCCCUGGACCACGUCACCAAGAGGUCCUUUACCCAGACCUCCUGGGUGGGAGUUUCACAUUUGUAUCUCCCU
Sus scrofa (pig) is the source of this 6211-nucleotide messenger RNA. RefSeq names its product dorsal inhibitory axon guidance protein (gene DRAXIN). The record is from RefSeq and is a predicted model, not a curated record. Gene Ontology annotation, cellular component: extracellular region. NCBI's taxonomy places the organism in Eukaryota, Metazoa, Chordata, Mammalia, Artiodactyla, Suidae. Gene Ontology annotation, biological process: forebrain development; dorsal spinal cord development; negative regulation of canonical Wnt signaling pathway.